This is a messenger RNA of Calliphora vicina (urban bluebottle blowfly), 2413 nucleotides long. It is a transcript of the gene kermit, whose product is annotated as PDZ domain-containing protein GIPC-like protein kermit. The record is from RefSeq and is a predicted model, not a curated record. Gene Ontology annotation, molecular function: protein binding. Lineage: Eukaryota; Metazoa; Arthropoda; Insecta; Diptera; Calliphoridae. Bases 633 to 1652 code for a protein of 339 amino acids. The transcript has 2 exons.
AAAAUAAAUAGUUGCUGGAGAAAUGUACAGCCAAAAAUAGAUUGUUUAAAGUGCUUGCACUUCGACUUUUUCUUCACCCUAGACUAGACAAAUUUUUAGAGUGUCUGGCUGCCCGGUGUGCACCUUAUUACAAUUCAGUAUUAAAUUUGUGGUGUAAGAAGACGGUACGAAACGGGAAUAUCCAACUUGGCUCCUAAGUACGUUUUGUGUAUUUUUGCUUUGCUAUCUAACUUAAAAAGAAAAUAAAUAAAAUCAAAAAAACCAACAACAAAUAAGUCUUAUCAGAACCCAACCACCACACACAUGGAAUAAAAUAUUUUAUUUCUUCUUCUUGUCUAAUUUUGAAAUCUUAUCUUCAAAAACAAUUUCUAUAUUGUCGACAGCGUUUUCGUGCUACACGUCGUCGUCGUGUUCAAGUGAUAAAAAAGUACAAAAAGAAUUUAUACUCAAACUCACAUACCAAUCGUCAAUUCAAUCAAAUUUAAUUUAUUAAAAUUCUCAAAGUACAAAAGCUGAGAAUAAAAAAAAACCCAUUGUAAAAUUCAAAAAAGCCCCUCCCAAAAAAGUACACGAAACAACCUCUGCUUCUGAAAGUUAGACAAAUCCAUAUAAAAAAAAGAACGAUAAAUAAAAUGCCACUAUUCGCCAAGAAAAUACCCAAAGCUUCGUUACCGGACUCUAAUGCGGCGCUCUAUGACAAUAACAAUGGCACCUUGGCCAAUGGCAAACAGAGUGGCAUGAAUGGCCACAGCGGAAAAACAGGUAGUCAAAAUUUACCCGAAUCAAAUGUCACAAAACCCCAAUUAGUAUUCCACUGUCAGUUGGCCCACGGCAGUCCGACUGGUUUAAUAACCGGUUUUGCCAGUGUACGAGAGUUGUAUAAGAAAAUUGCCGAAUGUUAUGAAAUACCAGCCGAUGAAAUACUAUUUUGCACUCUCAACUCUCACAAGGUGGAUAUGUCGAAAUUACUGGGCGGCCAGAUAGGUUUGGACGACUUUAUAUUUGCCCAUCGAAAGGGCCAGCCAAAGGAAAUUGAAAUUUUAAAAUCAGAAGAUGCUUUGGGUCUAACCAUAACCGACAAUGGUGCUGGUUUUGCAUUUAUCAAACGAAUCAAAGAGGGCUCCGUAAUCGAUCGCAUCGAACAUAUAUUGGUGGGAGAUCACAUUGAGAAACUAAAUGGUGUUACUAUGGUGGGCAAACGUCAUUAUGAGGUGGCCAGGUUGCUGAAAGAAAUUCCUACCGGCUCUACGUUUACCUUGCGUCUGGUGGAGCCCAUGAAGAGUGGCUUUCAGGGUAUAGGACCCCGAUCGCAAUCCCGCAUGCCCUCAGGUCGUGGUGGCUAUGGCAGCGGCAAGGAGACGUUACGUUUUAAGGCCAACGGCAAUGUAGAGAUUGAGGAGAAAUUCGAUGAUUCGACGCAGGCGGGUAUAGAGGCCAUUAAUAAUUUGCUCGAAUCCUUUAUGGGUAUCAACGAUACCGAAUUGGCUACACAAAUCUGGGAUCUGGGUAACGAUAAAACAAAUUCCAUGGAUUUUGCCGAGGCCAUUGAUAAUUCCGAUUUAGAGUCGUUUGGUUUUACCGAUGAUUUCAUCAUAGAACUAUGGGGUGCUAUAACAGAUGCCAGACGUAAAAAGGCCGCCAAAAAUUUGUAAUAUUUAAAUAGAUUUAAACUUGUUGCAAAAUAUAUUAAUUAUUCUUUUUUUUAAAAAAAAAUUGUUUGUAUUUAUAUGAAUGAUGAUUGAAGGUAGAUAGAUGAUGCUUUAGAAAAAUCUUUGAGUAAAUUGAAUUAUUUAAAUAAAUUUUAAACAACACACUCUCUCAAAAAAGACAACUAUAAUUUUAGAAAUGACAAAAUUAAUAAAUAGAAAUUAAAUUUUUAGUAUUUUGCUCAAAAUUAUUUCACAGAAAAAUAAAAAAAUCUUCAACAAUUUGUAUUUCGCGAUCUUGAGUAUUUGUUGAGUACCACAGACCGUGUGACUACCCCUAUUAAAAACUAAACUCUCAUAGUUAUUAUUAUUAUUAUUGUAAUAUUUUACAAACAAAAUGCUUGUAAUAGUAUUUUAUUUUAUUUAAUUACAUACAUACGAGUACAUAUUUUAUUUUAUUAUUAUUAUAUUAUAUUAUUUUUUGUCCUCUUCAUUUGCCAAUAUUUAUUAUAAUUUUAAACAUUAAAUAAUUUGUAUUAAUAUUUUUAUUUUAUUUAAAAUUGUAUGUUUAACGUUAAAUCAGUUUUCAUAUUUUCUUCAAAAAAUAAAUUCUUUUCUUUUUAAUUUGUUAAAUUUUUAUUUCAAUUGUUAGAUUUAAUAUGUUUGUCUAAAUUUUUAUUUAAAAUUUACUUGUAUAGAAAAAUGUUUCACAUGCUGAUUUUUUUUUAAAUAAACAUUUACAAAUUUUGUAAACUGAAAAUCCAUAU